AUGGGAUUGCUCCUGGGUGCUCGCCAUGGCAAAGACAUGGCCGUGAUGGAGGAAUACUUCUCAGACAAGGUAGUUUGGGUGACGGGAGCCUCCGCUGGCUUUGGAGAGGCACUAUGCAUUGCUCUCUGUCAGGCGGCGAAGCCUGGAGGGCUGAUCCUGAGUGCUCGUCGCAAGGAUGAGCUGGAAAGGGUUAGGCUCAGAUGCUUGGAGCUGCUUCCAGAUCUGAAGACAGAAGUGCUGCCGCUGGAUCUUUCUGACCUUUCGAGGUUACAGCCUGCAGCCGAACAGGCGAAAGGUCUUUUCGGGCGUGUCGAUGUCCUCGUGAACAACGGUGGGGUCGGAUUUAGAGGCCUCGGCCAAGAGACGUCGAUUGAGACGGACCAACACGUGAUGAACGUGGACUUCUUUAGUGGCGUGAUCCUGCUGAAAGCCCUCCUUCCAGACUGGCUUAGGAGGCGAAGCGGCCAUGUCGUGCAAAUCUCAUCGGUCCAGGCCUUCUUCGGCUUGCCUGGUCGAACCGCCUAUGCAGCUGCGAAGCAUGCUGCCGUCGGCUUCUAUGACUCGCUGCGGGCAGAGGUGGCAGACAACGGCAUAGCUGUAACCACUGUUUGCCCGGGGUACAUAGCCACUGAACAUGCACGAAACGCCGCCAGAAGCGAUGGGGUGCACGUGGAGCCCGACAUCAAAGGCGUGGCUCCGGAUGUGUUGGCACCGAAAGUCCUCGCGGCAAUCGCGCGGCGGAAAGCAGAGAUGGUCCCUGCUGCUCUGGAUGCUCGAGCGGCUCGCCUGCUACGCACCCUCUUUCCGACGCUUUUCUUCUCCAUCAUGCGGAGGUCGAAGCUGUGA
Molecule: messenger RNA, 846 nt
Organism: Symbiodinium sp. CCMP2592
Lineage: Eukaryota; Dinophyceae; Suessiales; Symbiodiniaceae
Source: the annotation of a GenBank genome assembly